Symbiodinium pilosum is the source of this 765-nucleotide messenger RNA. The record is from the annotation of a GenBank genome assembly. NCBI's taxonomy places the organism in Eukaryota, Dinophyceae, Suessiales, Symbiodiniaceae.
AUGAAGAGGGUUGUUUGGGCUUUGGGGCCAUGCCUGCUCAAGGCCGGGGCGUUGGGUCCAAGCACCUGGGCCAAAACAAGGGCUCCUGAUCCGGGCUUCGUGGCUAGCCUCGUAUCGUAUCAUCAAGAAAUGCUUGCGAAGGCUGUGGCCAAGCUCUCCAGCGGUCGACCAUUUGCCGAUUGGAUCUUCGAGGUGGAUACAACCACGCUGCCCAAAGAAGUCCCAUUGAGCUGGCUGCAGAACGCCACCAAGGAUAGCGCAUCGGCUCAGUCCUCUCUACAAGACGCACUUCGGAUCCUGGCUCGAGGUUUGACUCGCCUCUCUUCGGGCGCAGCCCUCGCCGACGCGGUCUUCGGAGUCGAGGCAGCGCUGCUGCUGCAGCCGGUCGCUCCGGAUAAUUUCCAGCCCCGGUUCACACCGCAGCAAAUCGCAUCCCUGGGUCCCAAGCAGAUUUCUGUGCUUAUGGCGCGUGAAAACGACAUGUUGGCCGCCGGCGUCGGGAAGCUGUCAAGUGGCAAAGCUUUUGCUGACUACAUCUUCGGCAUGGACACAGGAGAGCUGCCGACGAAGUUGCCUAGCGAAGCAUAUCUGGCGCACUUCGUGCAGGACCGUGGACUCGCGCGAUUUGCAUUAAAUGCGACGAUGUCCAUGCUUGGCCACGCUGCGUCUCAGCUGUCCUCUGGCAAGCCAUUAGCAGAUGCCAUCUUCGGAUGCGACGUGAGCCACCUGGCCGUCCCUAACGAAAUUGUGAUGACCAGGACGUAG